Nanorana parkeri is the source of this 3618-nucleotide messenger RNA. RefSeq names its product exportin 7 (gene XPO7). NCBI's taxonomy places the organism in Eukaryota, Metazoa, Chordata, Amphibia, Anura, Dicroglossidae. Bases 39 to 3413 code for a protein of 1124 amino acids. The transcript has 28 exons. The record is from RefSeq and is a predicted model, not a curated record. Gene Ontology annotation, cellular component: nuclear pore; cytoplasm. Gene Ontology annotation, biological process: protein export from nucleus. Gene Ontology annotation, molecular function: small GTPase binding; nuclear export signal receptor activity.
AUGGCGUCGGCGCGUCCUCGGCCCCUCCUCUGUUGUCUAUGGUUGCGGGGAUCCCUGGCGGCGCCUGCGCAGUGGCCGGUGCGAGGUGCCGCGCCUGCGCAGUACGUUUCCUCGGAGGAGGGGGAACAGAGGAGCAUGAAUGGAGCAAGAUGGCGGACCCUGUGCAGAGUCUAGCCCAGCUAGAGAUCCUGUGCAAGCAGCUCUAUGAGACCACAGACACCAGCACGCGGCUACAGGCAGAGAAGGCCCUGGUGGAGUUUACCAACAGCCCGGAGUGUUUGAGCAAGUGUCAACUGCUGCUGGAGAGGGGGAGUUCUUCAUAUUCCCAGCUACUUGCUGCCACAUGUCUAACCAAACUGGUGUCCCGGAGCAGCAACCCCCUCCCGCUGGAGCAGAGGAUCGAUAUACGAAACUAUGUGCUGAACUACCUGGCUACUCGCCCCAAGCUUGCUUCAUUCGUCACCCAAGCCCUGAUCCAGCUGUACGCUCGCAUCACCAAACUUGGCUGGUUUGAUUGUCAGAAGGACGAGUAUGUGUUCCGUAGCGUCAUUGUGGACGUCACACGCUUCCUACAGGACAGCGUGGACUAUUGCGUCAUCGGUGUCAGUAUUUUAUCCCAGCUGACCAAUGAGAUCAACCAGGCAGAUGCCACUCACCCUCUGACCAAGCACCGCAAAAUUGCCUCAUCCUUCCGAGACUCAUCGCUGUUCGAUAUCUUCACCUUGUCCUGCAAUUUGCUCAAACAGGCAUCUGGCAAGUCAUUGCUUCUAUCCGAUGGGUCUCAGCACGAUCUGCUCAUGCAGCUCCUAAAACUUACACACAACUGUCUGAACUUUGACUUUAUUGGCACUUCCACAGAUGAGUCCUCCGAUGAUCUAUGUACAGUGCAGAUUCCCACAAGUUGGCGCUCAGCCUUCCUGGACUCUUCUACACUACAGCUGUUUUUUGACCUCUAUCAUUCCAUUCCUCCCAACUUCUCCCCACUGGUCCUCUCCUGUCUGGUACAGAUUGCCUCUGUGCGACGUUCCUUAUUUAAUAAUGCAGAAAGAGCCAAGUUCCUCUCUCACCUGGUGGACGGGGUGAAGAGGAUCUUGGAAAACCCCCAAAGCCUGGCUGACCCCAAUAACUACCAUGAGUUCUGCCGAUUGCUAGCCCGACUGAAGAGUAAUUACCAGCUUGGAGAGCUGGUGAAAGUAGAGAAUUACCCAGAAGUCAUCAGGCUGAUCGCUAAUUUUACUGUCACCAGUCUGCAGCAUUGGGAAUUUGCACCAAACUCAGUACAUUACCUCCUAAGUCUAUGGCAGCGUCUUGCAGCAUCUGUUCCCUAUGUGAAGGCUACGGAGCCGCAUCUGCUGGAGACCUACACUCCAGAGGUGACAAAAGCCUAUGUCACAUCUCGCCUGGAGUCCGUGCACAUAAUCCUCAGGGAUGGCCUGGAGGAUCCACUUGACGAUGCCGGACUGGUGCAGCAACAGCUGGAUCAGCUCUCCACCAUUGGGCGCUGCGAAUAUGACAAGACGUGUGCACUCUUGGUACAACUGUUUGACCAAUCAGCACAGACCUAUCAGGAACUUCUUCAGAGUGGAUCGGCCCCCAGCAUGGAGCUGGCUGUGCAGGAGGGUCGCCUCACUUGGCUGGUUUACAUCAUCGGAGCGGUGAUUGGAGGUAGAGUCUCAUUUGCCAGCACUGAUGAGCAGGAUGCCAUGGAUGGAGAACUAGUAUGUCGAGUUCUCCAGCUCAUGAACCUCACCGAUUCCCGUCUAGCACAGGCUGGCAAUGAGAAGCUGGAACUCUCUAUGCUAAGCUUCUUUGAGCAGUUCAGGAAAAUAUACAUUGGGGAUCAGGUGCAGAAGUCCUCCAAGCUUUACCGUCGUCUUUCGGAUGUGUUGGGUCUGAACGAUGAAACAAUGGUGCUGAGCAUCUUUAUUGGCAAAAUAAUCACAAAUCUGAAGUACUGGGGCCGCUGCGAACCCAUCACAUCGAAGACCCUCCAGCUGCUGAAUGACUUGUCUAUAGGGUACAGCAGCGUCAGGAAGUUGGUGAAGCUCAGCGCUGUUCAGUUCAUGUUAAACAACCACACAAGCGAGCACUUCUCUUUCCUGGGAAUCAACAGCCAAUCAAACUUGUCAGAUAUGCGCUGCCGAACAACCUUCUACACUGCACUGGGACGCCUCCUCAUGGUGGAUUUAGGGGAGGAUGAGGAACAGUUUGCUCAGUUCAUGAUGCCUCUCACUGCUGCCUUUGAAUCAAUGGCCCAAAUGUUCAACAGCAACAGCUUUAAUGAGCAGGAAGCUAAGAGGAGUCUAGUUGGGUUGGUGAGAGACCUGCGAGGAAUCGCCUUUGCAUUUAAUGCCAAGAGUAGCUUUAUGAUGCUGUUCGACUGGAUAUACCCAGCAUACAUGCCCAUUCUUCAGCGAGCACUAGAACUCUGGUUCCAUGACCCGGCCUGUACAACACCGAUCCUCAAGCUCAUGGCAGAACUGGUACACAACAGGUCACAGAGGUUGCAGUUUGAUGUCUCUUCACCGAAUGGCAUCCUCCUAUUCCGGGAGACCAGUAAAAUGAUCACAACUUAUGGUAACCGGAUCCUGACGCUGGGGGAGCUCCCCAAGGAGCAGCUUUACGUGCUGAAGUUGAAGGGAAUCUCCAUAUGUUUCUCGGUGCUAAAAGCCGCUCUCAGCGGCAGCUAUGUCAACUUUGGGGUCUUCCGGCUAUACGGAGAUGAAGCUCUGGAUAACGCUUUGCAGACUUUUGUCAAGUUGCUGCUGUCUGUGCCACACAGUGAUCUGCUGGAUUACCCCAAGCUCAGCCAGUCCUAUUACUCCCUGCUGGAGGUGCUGACUCAGGAUCACAUGUCUUUCAUCGCCAGCCUGGAGCCUCAUGUAAUCAUGUACAUUCUGUCCUCUAUCUCUGAGGGGCUCACAGCUCUGGACACCAUGGUGUGCACGGGCUGUUGCUCCUGUCUGGACCACAUAGUCACAUACCUCUUCAAGCAGCUUUCCCGCAGCAGUAAGAAAAGGGGAGCUCCGCCCCCGCAGGAGAGUGAACGCUUCCUGCACAUCAUGCAGCAGCACCCAGAGAUGAUCCAACAGAUGCUUUCCACUGUUCUUAACAUUAUAAUAUUUGAAGACUGCAGAAACCAGUGGUCGAUGAGCAGGCCGUUACUAGGCCUUAUCCUCCUCAAUGAGAAGUACUUUGCGGAGCUCCGGAACAGCAUCGUCAGCAGUCAGCCCCCCGAGAAGCAGCAAGCCAUGCACCUGUGCUUCGAGAACCUAAUGGAAGGAAUUGAGGGGAACCUACUCACCAAAAACAGAGACAGGUUUACGCAAAACCUAUCGGCCUUCCGACGAGAAGUCAACGACUCCAUGAAAAACUCAAGCUGCGGUCCCAACAGUAACGAGAUGAUGAGCUGACCUCUCCCCCACCUCCUCCAUCAUCUCCCCACCACCUUCCUCCCCUUGUACAAAGUCCUGCACAUUUUUUUGGUAAUGUUUUGAAUUAUUUCUACGGACAGGGGAAUGAAAUACGGCGAGUGGAUCUCUGCCUCCUCCCCCCUUUCCACAAAGUGGAGGCGGGUGGGGUGCUUAUGAGCGAAUGUGAGAGAUGCACCUGUUCACC